Soboliphyme baturini is the source of this 405-nucleotide messenger RNA. The record is from the annotation of a GenBank genome assembly. NCBI's taxonomy places the organism in Eukaryota, Metazoa, Nematoda, Enoplea, Dioctophymatida, Soboliphymatidae.
AUGCCACGAUCUGCUGUGCCUUGUCAACGAGCCGGCUUCGAUCAGCGUUUAUCCAUUCGAGUCGAGCCGUCACAUACGUCACACCGCGUGUCCAACGUUGCCGAUCUGGGGUCGGUGUUGAGCUUUGCCGGAAGAAAGCCUAGUCUAGUGUACAGGCCCCCUUUGCUGCAGCUAUUUCUUACCGUACACCGGGUGUUCGGCCGGUUGGAUGAGCAAGUAGAAGCUGUUGCGCCUUCUUUACUGAAGCACUCGACGGACCACACAGCCUGCCGCAACCGGAGCUUUUACAUCUGCCGAAGCAGCGGUUGUACUCCAAGGCUUUCUUGCAUGUCAAACCAUGCCGAGACGCCUGCGCCCAGCGAUUCGUCUCAGAUGACCAUCCAGUCGCCAGUAAACGAGAUGUGA